UGGCUUGAGUUGAGGGCGCCUCCGACGAGAACAAGGAAGUCCCGCGCGGUCCUAGCGAUAGAGAGACCGAGUGCACCAGCAGUGGUUGGCAGGAACCGAAGUAAUAGGCGAUUGUGUGUGGUGAAGUGAAAUCCUUCGGGCUCCGGUGGCUCCGUCCGUCAAAUCGAGAGGAUCACGCUCACGGAUCACGCGCUGCAUUCUGCCGUGCGGCUGACUCUUUCGCUGAUUGUGCUUUCGGUGCUCGGUUGUUGGCCAGUUAGUGAGAGUGGUGGUUUUCCGAAGCCAUCUGACAUCCGUCGGACGGUCGCUGCCCGGAACAGGAAACACUGCCACCUCGGCCCCCGUUCGGUGAGCGUUGAAAGCGUCGUCGAACGCGUUCGUCAGGAUGCGCUGCCACACGUGGACUCCGGUGCUGGUCGCCUACAUGACCCUGUCCGCUUGCCUGUCGGUGUCGUGGUCCCUACCGGCCGGUGGCUCCGGUUCGAGCAGCGGCACCGUGGGCAGUAGUGCCGGCGAGCUCGACAUGGACGAGCUGACCCGUGACCGGGGCACCCCGGGCCAGGGCGAAAUCUCGACCUCCCAGUUCCAGCACAUGCUCGCCGUCCGGUCACCGAAGUACAACUUUGGUCUCGGCAAGCGCCGCUACAUCAUCGAGGAUGUGCCGGGCGCGAAACGGCUGCCCCAUUACAACUUUGGGCUCGGCAAGCGCGGCAGUGCUGCUCUGGGUGGCUCUGACUACGAGUACGACGUGGGCAAUCAGCUCGGCUGGAACGAUAACGACUACAAUCUGAUCACGAAGGAUGGGCAAUUUGACUACGACGGGGAGAAGGACGGUGCUAAGCGGGGCAACACUGGCAACGGACCCAAUCGGUACCACUUUGGGCUGGGUAAGAGGCGCACAUACGACUUCGGGCUCGGCAAGCGCUACUUCGAAACGGACGACUUCAACAAGCGGCUCCCGAACCGCUACAACUUCGGCCUAGGCAAACGCUAAUCAGUUUCCGGUUGCCGUUGCGUUCCGCCGAUGCGUCUACUGUCAAAGCCCCGCUCCCGAGAGAAUGACACUCUUCCCCCCCAACCCCGGUCGCAACUUUAGAACGAUCAUCACCACCUUUCCACUAACCGCAGCCACAUCGAUAUCGGCCAGCUCGACGGAUCAUUCGGCGCUUUCCGUUACUCUGAACGUAACGUAACGAUUCACAUACCGAUUCUGGGAGGCAGAGGCAGCAGCAGAAUGAGUAAACAGAGCAUGUGUGGCCGAAGGCGAAAAAUAAAAAGUAAUCAAGCAAAUUUCAAGCCAAAAACAACCGUGACUAACAGACACACAUAACAGUUCGUAUGUAUUUUAAGGGUGAAUAAAAACGACAAGCAAACAUUAAUGGCCAGUAAAUUGUAACAAAUAUUCUUCCAAUUGUUUUACACGAACACGUUUCAACACGUCACCAACACGUCAAGAGCUACUCUAUUGUAAUAACUGCGACAAGAAGAAUCAAACAUUUUAAAUCUAUCCCUCAAAUUUAUGGCGUGCCAGUUAUGGUGCACGUUUCGUAUAUUAAACUUUUCUAACGCUACAACCCUGUCCUUCUGGGAACCGUAAAUGUAACAUUGCAACAGCUUCUCAGAGGGUCGCAUAGAUUGUCCACCAGUGGAACAGGCGUUAGGAACCGGGGAGCGCAGGACACAGGCACGCAGGUAUUGUACAGACCAUGAUAAAAAUUUACACUACGAAAUGACUGACCACAAUGGUUGCAAUGCGUCCCGAGCAAUCGAGUUUCGAGCCUAGGUUAGAAUGUCCAUUAGGCCAAGAGCCACGAGGUUUUGACUUUAGUUACCCUCAGAUUAUGCUCAAACUUCCGUUUCAGCGACAAACCGGUUUUUGUGCUCUCAAUUUCUCUCUCUUUCGUUGCCAUCAGGACCAGGAAGAUAACAUUUUCAGUCAGUGAGUUACGAUCAGUUCAAUGCAGCUUGGGACGGUGUGCCAUGGUAAUGAGAUUCGAACCAGAGCGGCAUUAGGGAGGAAGAAAUAUUGCAACACACAGACAUGGUUGACCUGGACGUACAUCAAUUUCAAUACAUGUGUGUAAAAUAACUAACUAAACAAAGCGUACAACUAUCUGUAGCUACACAGCCACAUUCUGUAAAUAAUCAUCCUAUGAAACCUCGGAGCAGAAUAAAAUCUUGGUUAAUCACAACACAAUCUAA
This is a messenger RNA of Anopheles bellator, 2202 nucleotides long. RefSeq names its product helicostatins. Lineage: Eukaryota; Metazoa; Arthropoda; Insecta; Diptera; Culicidae. The transcript has 4 exons. The coding region runs from base 386 to 994 and encodes 202 amino acids. The record is from RefSeq and is a predicted model, not a curated record. Gene Ontology annotation, molecular function: neuropeptide hormone activity.